AUGAAGUCUUUCAUCGUAUUAUUACUUCUCUCUAUCGAUGUUUUAUUGGCUCAGAAUAAAGCUAAUUCAACUGUUCGUAUUAGUAAUAGAGCGGUAGCACGUCCACGAUCAAUGUCUGGCGAUUUUUGGACACCGGAGAGACUGAAAGCAGCCAAAAACCUAUUGUUGUCCCACCCAAUAAUCGCUCCGGCACAAGUCGUUCUAAAUGUUACCAGUCCAUUAGCAAGAGCCCUGAACAGUCGUGGACGUCAUGUAGCUACCACUGGACGAGCGUUUUUGGUCCUGUGUGGUGAUUUAAUUGUAACAACAGGUCAUUGUUUGUACGAGACUAGUACAUCACGAUCGUUCACUGAUUGCAAUUGGAUAUUUGUACCAGGUUAUGAAAAUGGUACUGCUCCUUAUAGCCGAUGGCCUGCUCGACUAGCAGCAUAUGCUUUUGGAAAUCCAGUUAAUCUUGAUAAUGGAAAGGUUCUUCAAUCAUGUUCAGGAACACCAGGUGCUUCGAAAUAUACAGGCAAUAAUUAUGUUGGACAAGGAUUAUCUAAUUGUUACAUGACAGGUGGUUGUUCAGGUGGCCCUUGGUUACAACAAUUUGAUGAAUCGACUGGAGUUGGAGUGACUUAUUCAGUGAAUAGCUUUACUUAUUCAUCAGUAUCGAACACAAUAAAUGGACCUGUCUUUGACACAAAUGUUUAUAACCUUUGGAACUACACAACUGCUCCUUAA
Messenger RNA from Adineta ricciae, 726 nucleotides. Lineage: Eukaryota; Metazoa; Rotifera; Eurotatoria; Adinetida; Adinetidae. The record is from the annotation of a GenBank genome assembly.